Zootermopsis nevadensis is the source of this 3794-nucleotide messenger RNA. RefSeq names its product poly(A)-specific ribonuclease PARN. NCBI's taxonomy places the organism in Eukaryota, Metazoa, Arthropoda, Insecta, Blattodea, Termopsidae. The record is from RefSeq and is a predicted model, not a curated record. Gene Ontology annotation, cellular component: nucleus; cytoplasm. Gene Ontology annotation, molecular function: metal ion binding; poly(A)-specific ribonuclease activity; RNA binding. Gene Ontology annotation, biological process: siRNA 3'-end processing; nuclear-transcribed mRNA poly(A) tail shortening; priRNA 3'-end processing.
CAUUUCACUUCUUUUAGAGUAGAUUAGAUCUGAAAGAAGAUCUGCAGUUUAUUUUUAUUGUUUGUUGAGGUUGGACCAUUCAUAGUACUUCACCCUGCGUGGUAGUUAACGUUGUUAUCGACUGAGGACGUGGCAGUGGUUGCGACCCAGGAUUAAUGCAGAUAGCUCCCGAUAGAUCGUUUCGUAGUUCACUACUGCUGAAGAUUACUGGUUUUGGAAGGCACUAUAGUGUGUGCUGCUGUACGUAUGUCUGAUUCCUUUGGAAGGAAGGUUCUGGACAAUGGAAGUGACAAGAGGAAAUUUCCGUGAGGUGUUGUUAAAGUUGGAGAGAAUAUUACCGGCAGCAGAGUUCCUUGCCAUAGAUGGGGAAUUUACCGGUUUGCACACAGGCCAGGAUGUAAAUGCGUUUGACACACCAUCACAGUAUUAUUCUAAACUUCGUUCUGGUUCGAUGGACUUCCUGCUGGUUCAGUUUGGUCUUUGUGCGUUCAGUUACGAUAAGGAAAAUGACAAGUACACACAUCAAGCAUACAAUUUCUACAUAUUUCCAAAGUCACCACAGAUCCGAUCAGCUCCUGAUCCACGAUUUCUUUGCCAGAGUUCUAGUAUUGAGUUUCUUGCUUCUGAAGGAUUUGAUUUUAACAAAGUAUUCAAAGAGGGAAUAUCAUACUUGACGCAGCCAGAGGAACAGAAACUGCGUGAACAUCUGGAAGAGAAACAUAAAUCUUGUAACAAUACAAUCAGUUCCUCCCCUGGUAAUGAAGAUUCUUUUCAACCCAUUCCUAUUCCUGAUGAAUAUGUAUCUACAAUUGAAGACAGUUGCGCUCAUAUCAAGACUUUCCUGGCCAGUUCAGAGCCAGAGGAGCUGGUAUUGGGUUGCUGCAAUGCAUUUGUUCGGAAGCUUAUCUUCCAAACAGUGGGUCAGCGGUUUGAUAGCAGUGUAGUGCAACUGGAGUCACGUCUAACAGACAAGAGGAAUCGUGUUAUGGUCGUGACGCGGGCUGGAAGUGUAGAAGAGAGGAAGAAGAAACAGCAAGAGAAGAAGGAUAAGGAGUUGCAGGAUCUCGAGGAUGCUGUCGGCUUCACUUCAGUUUUGAGAAAGAUCUCAGAGUCGGGGAAGUUAGUGGUUGGACAUAACAUGCUGCUUGAUGUAUGUCAUGUUAUCAAUCAAUGCUACUUUCCAUUACCUGAAGACUAUUCAGAGUUCAAAGAAAUGGUCAGAUGUGUGUUCCCUAAUUUGCUGGAUACAAAGUAUAUGUCUGACUUACCUCUGUUCAAGGAUAAAAUUAGUUCAAAUGCAUUGGGCCAUUUGUUUAAGACCUUGUCUGAAGAACCUUUCAAGAUGUGCAUAGCAAAAUCAGAGGAAGAUGGACAUGGAUAUAGCUCCUUGGAUGAUAAAUAUCAUGAAGCUGCAUAUGAUGCAUACAUUACAGGACUUUGUUUUAUUACAAUGGCCAACCACUUAGGUUCCCUGCAGAAGCCUGAAGUUAAUCCAGUACUUCCUUCAUCACCAUUAAUUAAUCCCUAUAUGAACAAGUUGUUUCUCCUAAGAGUGCAAGACUCGCCUUACAUCAAUCUUAUUGGUGAAGAUCCUGUAGUGCGUCGUGAUCAUGUUUUCUUUGUCAGCUUUCCAAAAGAGUGGAAAACAUAUGACCUCACACAACUUUUCAGUCCCUUCGGUUCUGUGUUUGUUGCAUGGCUCAGUGACACAUCUGCAUAUGUAGCUCUUCACCAUCGCAACCAAGCAUCUCUUGUCCGGAAGACCCUGACGCAGAGUGAUACGUAUACAGUGAUGACAUAUGCAGCACAUCAGCAAAUCCAGGAUGGAAUAACUAAUUGCAAAUGUGCCCACAGUGGUGGCAAAUCCUUGUGUUCAUCCUGCGUGAGGAAGAGGGUUGUUGCCAAACAAUCAGUUCCAUCCUCUCCUACAGCUAGUGUUAGAAAAAGAAGACUGAUAGAAGUUCUUCAAGAAGAUUCUCCAGAAGUACAGACAUCUGCUCCAAAGCGGAAAAGAAGUCUAAGCUUUGGAGACAAGACCACUUACUCAAACCGAAUUAUUGAUCCAAUACCAGAGGAGCAAGAAAUGGAUAUUGUAGGACACACUAAGCAAGCAGCCAGUAGUCAAGUAACAGGUGACAGGGUGAGUGACAAAAAUACAAAAGCAAAAUCCACUGGUGGUAUUAAUUCAACUAGCUCCAGUCCUAGUGAUGACUCCAAGACACAGCCAAAACACAAACAGUUUGAAGAAAGUGACAUGUGGGACUGAAUGUCUGUAUUUUAGACUUGUGUGCCACUUUCGGGAACAAGAAGAUACUGGAUAAGAUGCAAGGCACUACAACCCAGAAGACAGCCACUUUGAGACUCAGGGCCUUGAAAACCUCAAAUGCUGCUAAGAUACUGAAUGUUCUGAUAUUCCUAACUGGGCAAUUACAAAGACGUUUGCAAGCGUAAGGCUACUUCUGCUUGAUUAGAAACAGGUGAUCUAGUAAUAUUUGCAGAUGACAUCAGAAUAUUUCUACUCUGCAGAUUUUGCCUUGGAUAACCAUACUUCCCCUCUAUUUUCAAACAGAUACCCAUUGAUGGUUUCUUCAACAAAUAUUAAAUUACUUUGUAUUUUAGUAAGGGAGUAACACAUUAAGUAUGUCACUUUGAAGCAUGAAUAUUUAAACACACAUGAGUUCAAACUUCUGAGGUAAUAAUAUCAGAAAUACCAUUAUACUUAUGGUAUGAAAUGUUUUAAAGUUAUUCUGAAUUGCAUGACAAGUUGGUACUUUGGUUAAAAGUUAGGAAUGAACAAAUCUCUUAAAAAAUUUUAAUUACUAACAUUGAAUUUAACUUUGUAGUAGAAAAAUUCUUAAAAUAUCAGAUAAGAUCAAAUUAUUUUCCAGUAAGUACUAUUCAAAAUACCCAGCUUUCACAAAAGCAACAGUUUCAGUUUUGGAAUAUUUCAUGCCUUUGGCUGCCAUAAUUCUUCUAAAUAACCAUUUUGCAUGUACUAUUAAUUAAGAAUUGUAUCAGGAUAUGUUGGUGUAGAGCAUGAAAUGUGUGUUUGCAGGUAGACAGCAAAACACAGGUGUGUUUACAUCAUAAUGAAAUUCCCCUUUUUAUAAUUACAUUGUAUGUAUGUCUGUGAUACUGCAUCAAGGUAUUAGAAGUAAAGCUAAAAAGAAUUGCUUUCAUGAAAGCAAUAAUAUGUAUGAUGUUUCCAUAUCAUAUUUUUAACAUUUUGCACUCCUUACCAAUGAAUACUUGAUGUUUAGGGCUUCAUUUUGAUUAAUCGCAUGCUAAAAUUUAGUUUCAUAAGAGGAGAGAGAUAUUUGUAUUACCCAAGUGUCCAUUAAGCAUUUUGUAAGGAACUGUUAACAACUGAAUGUAAAUACCAACUGUCAUCCAUAAAGACUCAUCUGAUUUAUUUAUGUGAAGACCCAACACCAUCCCAUUUUUAAUCCAAUUUUUAGCAACAUUUACCUGUCUCCCUUUUCUUUAAUGACUUGCUAUAUUUACUCAGUUCCCUCCAUUGCAUAUUUUCCCUUAUAAGUCUGAUAAUGUGCUUUUUGGUUUUAUUUUAUUCAUAAAUAGUUUUACAUUUUCUACAGCUUUUAACACCUGCAUUGAGAACAGGAAUGUACAUGUAUAGGACGGACCCUUUUCAUUUAUAUAUACACAUUUUUAGUUGCAAGAACUUGUAGUAGGAUGCAGCAGAGGAUUAUGCUGAGAUAGUAAUGACUAUUCUAAUAAAUCAGAAUAUCUCUGUAUUCUGGAAAAUGACAAUAAAACCAGUACUUCUGUCUUCA